Triticum aestivum (bread wheat) is the source of this 545-nucleotide messenger RNA. RefSeq lists its product as uncharacterized. The record is from RefSeq and is a predicted model, not a curated record. The transcript has 2 exons. Lineage: Eukaryota; Viridiplantae; Streptophyta; Magnoliopsida; Poales; Poaceae. The coding region runs from base 116 to 472 and encodes 118 amino acids.
UAUCCCCUCUUCCUCCCGUCUUCUAUAACAACUUAUAAUUUGCUCCUACUCAAUCGUACGUAUCAGGAGAUCUCAUCAGUACCCAGUCCUUGUUCUAAUUUUCUGUGCUGAUUCGAUGACGAAGAUUUUCAGGAGCAGCUUCUACAGGUCCAAGCAACCCGAGCCUCUGCCGGAGAAGGAAGAGGAGGAAUCGGCGGCGGGCGAGUACGUGGAUCUCGAGGACGGCCAAGGCAAGCAUGUCAAGACGCCUGGAUGCGGCGGAGGCGGCUCCAGUGACUCGCUCGCCCUCGGUCGGGGCAUCUGCUACAUACUGCUGGGCUGCGCCUUGCUGGGCUGCUCCUACCUCGUGCCCAAACCGGCGCAGCACAGCCACUUCGCAGCCAUGAUCGGCGCCUUGUACCUCGCCAUUGGGGCUGCCGCUCUGGCACGCUACGCUUGCACCUCGAGGUGGCGGUCGUCGGAUUCUGAUUGAGUUUUGUUCCUUCUUUACUUGCUACAUAGAAUCAUGGCCUCCAUUGGAUCGAUUAUAUUUGUCAUCUUUAUUA